AGAGAGAGAGAGUACUCCAGUCGGCACCCUUGGGAAGAAACAUCCAAUCCACCGGCUGCCAUCUGAUUUGCUCUUAUUCAAUUGGGAAUAUCGAUCCGCACUGAGCGAUAAGGGACUACUUUAUCCAAGAGGGAACUUCACGUCCGUCUAUAUUAUUUCUGCAGCAUCCUCUCCUCAGGCGCGCUCUUAAAAAACCCGGAUAAAAUGGUAAUAAGGCGACUAACAUCCCCCUGCGUUCAUUCAUAAGUGGUGACAAGUCGUCUUUUUUGGCUCGGAUGCGCGUCGGAGGAGGUUUCAGGCGGCACACGGUCUCCCUUCAGCGCAGGGGAGAAGUGAACAGGACGAGCUCGCCGGAGGAAUACAAAUUCUACUUGUGAAAGACAGAAAAAAAAAAAAACGUCCGACAAGAAGAAUGAGUCGAGCUGCCGGUGUGGAGCGUUAAAAACCCGAGAUUUCGUUUUUAUUUUUGUUCUUAUUGCCAGGCUGCUUUUUGUUUCCAGCCGCCGAGAGGAUUCAAAUAAUAACAGUGUUGUUGUAGUUUUGUGUGAUCUGCAAACAAGACGGAGGGAUGACAGUCAAGCUGGACUUUGAGGAGUGUUUGAAAGACUCUCCGCGCUUCAGAGCUGAAAUCGAGGUCGUCCAAAACGAUGUGAGUGAACUUGAGACACGAUUAGACAAGCUCGUGAAACAAUGCCAGGCCAUGCUGGAGGCGGGCAGGGCCUACUGCCAGAGCAGCAAGAGCUUCGUCAACGGCCUCCGGGAGCUGGGACACCACUGCUCCGGGGACAAGAUGAUGGAGGAGUGUUUGGACAAAUUUUCCAAAAAGCUGUCUGUCAUCUUGGAUGCACAGGGGGAAGUGAUUGAGACCACGCAGAAGUCAGUCAAGACGAAGCUGCAGACCUUUGUCAAAGAGGAUGUGCGUCGGUUCAAGGAUGUGCGCAAGGAGUUUGAGCGCAGCAGCGAAUGUCUGGAGGGGGCGCAGGCGAGGAACGCUCAGGCCCCACGGGGGAAACAACACGAAGUGGAGGAGGCGAGCAACGCUCUACUCAACGCACGGAAGGCCUUUCGGUCUGAGGCCCUGGAUUACGUCCUGGAGAUUAAUGUCAUUGAGGCCAAGAAGAAGACAGACAUUUUGAUGGCAAUAUUGUCGCUGAUGGAGGCCCAGGCCCAGUUCUUCCAACAAGGUCACCAGUCUCUGUCAGAACUGGAUGAGUAUCGACGAAAACUGAAUGAAGAGCACACUCAGUUUGUCCUAAACUCCGCCCGGGAGAAGAGGGACAUGGAGCAAAGACACGCUGCAAUCAAGAAAAAGGACGUGUCCUACGAUGACUCCAUCAUGGAUUUCAAUGCUGACGCAGCUAACGGGAUCGCCAUGGAGGGAUAUCUCUACAAGAGAGCCAGCAACGCCUUCAAGACCUGGAGCAGGCGUUGGUUUUCAAUUCAAAAAAAUCAGCUGGUCUAUCAGAAGAAAUUCAAGGACCAGCCUACAGUUGUGGUGGAGGACUUGCGUCUUUGCACAGUCAAGCCCAGCGCUGAAAAUGAGAGACGAUUCUGCUUUGAAGUGGUCUCCCCGUCAAAGAAUACACAGUUGAUGUGUGAAUUGGGAAACACAGUAAUCAACAGGAUCUACGAGGCCCGGAUCGAUGAGAUCACCAUCAAGAAACCGCACCCCUCCAGUCCCAGAGGAGACAAGGAGUCGUGGAUCAAAUCAAAGUACGUUGAAAAGAAGUUUAUCCAAAAGCUGCCUGAGACUGGCAGGAACCCCGUGCUGAGGAGAUCCAGUGCCAGGAGGAACCGAGCGACCACGCAGGACCGGACUGUACAGCGACCGCCGCUCAAACCCAAACCCAACCGAGCCACUCUACCUCGGGUCACAGGGCUGAGCCCGAGUGACCUUCUCCAAAAGAACAAUACAGGCUUCCACAAAGACGAGGACGAGGAAGAAGAGGACCUGAGCGGACUUCACCCUGGGGCGCUGCUGUACCGCUCGGCAGCCCUGCAGAACUUCCCUGUCAUGGCCGACGCUUUGGCCCACGGGGCCGACGUCAACUGGGUCAACGUGGCCGAGGACUCCAGCACGCCGCUGAUACAGGCCGUCACAGCAAACGCUCUGGCAGCCUGCGAGUUCCUGCUGCAGAACAGCGCUAACGUCAACCAGGCGGACAGCAACGGGAGGGGACCGCUGCACCACGCCACCAUCCUGGGUCACACUGGGUUGGUUUGUCUCUUCUUGAAGCGAGGAGCAGACUACAACGCCAGAGACAAGAACCAGAAAGACCCCAUAACUAUUGCUGUGGACAACGCCAACGCUGACAUCGUCACUUUGCUGCGGAUCGCCAAGAUGAACAAGGAGAUGCGGGAGAUGGACGGAGCGUUUGGCCAACCAGGUGAUGAAACCUACCAGGACAUCUUCAGAGACUUUUCACACAUGGCCUCAAACAACCCCGAAAAGCUCAAACGCCGCAGUGCAGACCCCAAAACUUAACCAGCUGUUGCCUCCUCUCCAACCUGCUGUACAAUGCCACAUCUCACACAUACCUUAACCUACACACACACACACACAGAAAACAUGCCAGUAUCCAACUCACAAGCAUGCAGACACACACACACAUAUUUUCCCUGGCUACCUGCCACAUGUUCAGUCAUAGCUCAGCUGGUGUUGACUUCAGAGGGGAUGAACGCUUCAAACAGUGAAUUCUUUGUGUGAACACGUCAGACCAGAACAAUUGUGUCCAAGUGGAAACACUGGGAACAGCUUUAUGAGACCAGCACGAGGCGUCUUUAUAUGUAGCAGAGGGUAACGCCGUCACUUUGCCAAGAUUUUCUAAUUAAAUCCUGUAAAUCUGUUUUUUUUUUCUUUAGCUCAACAGGGCUGUUUUAAAGUUUCUUAGCCAUUUCUAUUGAAUUGUUACAUGAUAAAGAAGUGAAAAUGUUUUUUAGAAAUGGACCUAAUUCUGGCAAACACACCUUUUAUGUUAACUGUCUUCCAUUCGGUUAUAAUGUAUACAGAUUUUUACAUGUGGGGACAUUUGUUCAUAUCUGUUUUGUUAAACUGUAUGAGGUACUUGAGAUUUGUAGCAUGAACAAAUAAAAAACAAUACCACUUACUUUUUUAAACUUA
Molecule: messenger RNA, 3121 nt
Organism: Morone saxatilis (striped sea-bass)
Lineage: Eukaryota; Metazoa; Chordata; Actinopteri; Moronidae
Gene: acap1
Product: ArfGAP with coiled-coil, ankyrin repeat and PH domains 1
Exons: 21
Coding region: 569-2485 (638 amino acids)
Cellular component (GO): cytoplasm
Molecular function (GO): protein binding; GTPase activator activity
Source: RefSeq, a predicted model, not a curated record